GGGAUUCAGAAGAGUUUUGCCUCCCGGAGGGGCUGGACCGGGGUGCGCGGAGCGGAGCCCCUCAGCCGCAAGCAGCCGAGCCACUUGGGCAGGAUGAGCGGCAAAGAAGACCCCAGCAAGUGCUGUCAGACGGCUGCUCCCAUCUCCAGUUUCACCAUCCAGUCCAUCCUGGGCAGCGGUAGCGCUGGGCCACCCCGGGAGGGCGGCGGGGGGGCGACCGCCUGGUCCGCCCGCGGCCGGACCCUUUCCCUCUCCUCGGAGGACGAGGAGCCGGAGGAGAGCUGGAAACACCGCGGCUGCUUCUGCCCCGAAGCUCAGGGCCCAGCCGAGCCGUGCCACAAGCACCAGCCCCUCAGCUUCACCUGCCUCGGCAGCACCAAAGGGAGCGGAGCAGCGGCGGCGGGCAGCGGGGAGCGGGGGCCCUUCCUCUCGCCCCCCCAGCAGGACUGUAAGGAGGAGAAGGAGAAGUCGCUGGGCCCCGCCUCACCUUCCUGCGGGGACCGGCAGCGCGACGGCGGGGACCGGCAGGCCGGUGCUGCCAAGAAGAAGACGCGCACGGUGUUCAGCCGCAGCCAGGUCUAUCAGCUGGAGUCCACCUUCGACAUGAAGCGCUACCUGAGCAGCUCGGAGCGGGCCUGCCUGGCCUCCAGCCUGCAGCUCACUGAGACCCAGGUGAAGACCUGGUUCCAGAACCGUAGGAACAAGUGGAAACGGCAGCUUUCGGCCGAGCUGGAGGCGGCCAACAUGGCCCAUGCCUCGGCGCAGACUCUGGUGGGGAUGCCGCUGGUGUUCAGGGACAAUUCCCUCCUCCGAGUGCCGGUGCCCCGGUCCAUCGCCUUCCCUGCGCCCCUUUACUACCCCGGCAGCAACCUCUCGGCCUUACCGCUCUACAACCUCUACAACAAGAUCGACUACUGACCACUGACCCACCGCGCUCUCUUCCCCGCGGCCGCCCCUUCGGGGUCGGGACGGGGGCCGAGACCGGGACCGGGGCUGAGACCGGGGCUGCCGCGGAGGCUCCGUGCGGGGUCUCGGUUUACCUCCGCGGCAGGGACAGAGGAACGAAACUGAUGGGAGGGACUGGGCAAACGGAGAGCCCGGGUGACCGGGGGCACCCCCGUGCCCUUCCCGCGAUCCUGCCACUUGAAACCGAACAAAAUUAAUUAAAAAAGCGUUAUUUCAGAUCUGUAAAUAUUUUUAAAGAAAGAAACAAAAAAGAAAAAAAAUAAA
Neopsephotus bourkii (Bourke's parrot) is the source of this 1230-nucleotide messenger RNA. It is a transcript of the gene HMX2, whose product is annotated as H6 family homeobox 2. Gene Ontology annotation, molecular function: RNA polymerase II transcription regulatory region sequence-specific DNA binding; DNA-binding transcription factor activity, RNA polymerase II-specific. The coding region runs from base 94 to 918 and encodes 274 amino acids. NCBI's taxonomy places the organism in Eukaryota, Metazoa, Chordata, Aves, Psittaciformes, Psittacidae. The transcript has 3 exons. Gene Ontology annotation, cellular component: nucleus. Gene Ontology annotation, biological process: regulation of transcription by RNA polymerase II. The record is from RefSeq and is a predicted model, not a curated record.